AACAAGAGCACGAUAUUGAUGCAAGGACACCGAUUUUCCUUAUUGUUCAAACUCAAUCACAGAGAGAUUUUGCUUACACUGACCAGAAAUGAAAUGAUCGGCGUGUAAACAACAUAUUAAUUAAAGCAAGCGGUGGAGUAAAAACAAUUUACGUCAACGGCAGCUGUCGUGUUCGCAAACAAGAACUUUUGCUCCGGCGUUUCUUGUGGGUUCUACACCGCAGCUAAGAAACGCAAGGUCAAAAAUCGGCUUAAGUUGACCAUGGCAAGUUCUCCGUGCAAACUGCCCAUCGGAUCUGCUGGCGAGAUCUUGGCAAUGGUUGUUUACACCUCGCUCGCUAUUGGCGGUUCGCUGGGCAAUAUCUUGAUAAUUCUCGUGAUCUACCGCACCCCACGUUUGAAAACUGUCUGCGGGGUCUUAAUAGCAAACAUGGCCGUAGGUGACCUGAUGAUAACGUCAAUAGUCAUGCCUAUUCUGGUUUUUACGCUAGUUCAAGGGUUUUUAAAACAGUGUUUUUACGACACGGCGAUCUACAUUGCCUUCGUGAUUGCGCUUUUUUCAGGCGCUGCUUCGCUUUUGACGCUUACUGUCCUCAGUGUGGACCGUUGCUUCGCCAUCUGCAGACCGAUGAAGCACAAGGUGAUUGUCACGCUAAAAAAAGUCAAAAUUAUUAUCGCGAAAACGUGGGUGGAGUCCCUGUUUCUCCCAGUUGUAGAGCUUUUCUACCGUGAUUCGGCUCCGGCAAAGUAUAUUCAAACUCUUGGAGUCAUCGGCUGUUAUGCUAUAAUCCUUGUAAGCGGAGUUCUUACGAUCAGAAAUGUGCGCGCCAGUUCUUCGCGUAUAGCCACCAUGCACAGCCACCAAGGAAGAUCUCGCAUGACCGCAGAACUAAGCCAAAGGAACAAACAGGUCGCAAAAACGAUGGCAGUGGUCGUCACCCUCUUCACUCUGUGUUGGAUACCCAUCGCGUUUGUCAUUAGCGUAAAAGUCCCGGACCCCCAAGGCAGAAUAUUCUUCUGGUUUGCAAUGCUUGGCCUGGCCAACUCCUCUUUGAAUCCGUGGAUUUAUUUCUAUCGGCGGUUAAACUACAGAGAGGCGUUAAAAAUUUUGAUUGGAUACAAGAAAUCUUUAUCUAAUAAUAAGGUUAUUGCCCGUCCUAGUAAUGAAACGCUGGAAACUAAGUGAGAAUAGCAACGCCCAACUUCAAAACUCCUUUGUCAUGGAGAAAAACAGUUUUAGUUGACAACGUUCUUAAUUGGACUUCUUCUUCUUCUUCUUCUUCUUCUUCUUCUUCUUCUUCUUCUUCUUCUUCUCCUUGAAGCCAUUUUAAACCAAGCACUACAUCAAAUAAUUCCUAUACAUGACCAAGACUUUAACUAGCCAUAGAAGACCUUUUCAAAAAAACGAUACAAAAAAAGUUGUUUUACUAUAAUAUUGGAUUCGUAUUCAAAAUUAUUUUAACUGUUUUUAUCGAUCAUGUUUGAUUAACGGGUGAUCGUGAUAGCAAGUCACGAUUUGUAGUGGGUGAUCAGAUUAUUUGUUUUUAGCAGUGCUUAGCAAUACACGCGGCUUUCAGUUUUUAGAACUGUAGAUUGAUACAAACUAUUAUCGCCCCCAAUAAGUUGACAGAAGAGAGUUUAAGGAACUAAGAGGGCGACUCCGAGGAAAACGUCGAUUUAAAAUAUUACUUUAUAUUUUACCUACGAACCUCGCGAUACUCGAAAGUCAUUGAGUUUGUU
Orbicella faveolata is the source of this 1739-nucleotide messenger RNA. Its product is annotated as beta-1 adrenergic receptor-like. Gene Ontology annotation, molecular function: G protein-coupled receptor activity. The record is from RefSeq and is a predicted model, not a curated record. Lineage: Eukaryota; Metazoa; Cnidaria; Anthozoa; Scleractinia; Merulinidae. Gene Ontology annotation, cellular component: membrane. Gene Ontology annotation, biological process: G protein-coupled receptor signaling pathway.